CACACACACACACACACACACACACACGGAACAGGAGGGAGAGGUAAGAAAGGGCUAACUGGGGAAGUCUCGAGCUAGGUUCUAAUCUUCACUACCCCACUAAAAAUCUGUGGGGUAAUUUUCCUCUUCAAGCCAUAGUGGCCAUAUCUGUAAAGUGAAAUAAUACUUGCUUUCUGUAUCUGUAUCAAUUGAGGCAGAACAUGAAGGCACAUCAGCAGCUAGAGAAACUACUCUGGGUCUAAAGUGACAUUGCCUGUUGUACUUUUGUGUUUGUCUAAUGCUGCUUUUGCCUAGAAAGGAUAUAAAUCCAGAAGUAUUAAAGGAACUACUAAUGGAAUUAUAUUUUGAUCCACUGAACCACAUUUUUUUGAAGCUUUCCCCAAAGUGUCUAUAGCAACUUAACUGCCAGCUUCUCCCAACCCUCCUUUUAAAACUAAGCCUUUCAGCAAGUAGAAUCUAAGCUUUCCAUGUGUGCUGGGUACGGUGCUAGGGGCAUAAGUGGCAGUGAACAGUGUUGACAGCCCUUAUAAAAUAAAGGCAACAUUACCAUGACAGCAACAUGGGAACUCUGGCCGUUUUGAUUCUUUGACUGUAAGUAUCUGAACAUGGGAUUAACCAAAAAGUUACUUGUACACAGGCCUAUAAAAUGAUAUUGUUAUUGUUACUGUUUUGUGAACACUUCCUAGUCUGCUGCCUAUAUAGGCCCUCUGCCCUCUCAACCCUAUACAAAAACUUUUACUUUCUUUCCACUCUUGUUACUCUUGUUUAACUAUUUGGAGCUUUCUCAGUCUAAGACUCCUAGAUUGUAAUUCCCGAGACUCCAUAAAGUCCUGUUGAGUUUAUAUGCUCUGCAUUUAAAUUGAUUAACACCCUCACAACCGUAAGAACUAAAGGGAAAGCCAAUGAAACCCUUAGAACUGUGCAGUCAGAUCUGCAUUUGUCUACAGGAUGAUGAAAGGACUGGACAUGUUGGCCAUUUGUCUAAGAAGGAAAGAAGGAGAAUCAACAGUGGCAUAAGCAAGAGAAUCAUGGUGUCAUGGAAGGGAAUUUACUUUAUACUCUUCCUGUUUGCGGGAAGCUUUUUUGGAAGUAUUUUUAUGCUUGGUCCCAUUUUACCUUUGAUGUUUAUAAACCUGUCAUGGUAUCGCUGGAUUAGCAGCCGUCUUGUGGCUAUGUGGCUAACACUUCCUGUGGCAUUGUUGGAAACCAUGUUUGGUGUGAAAGUAGUUAUAACAGGAGAUGCAUUCGUACCUGGAGAGAGGAGUGUCAUUAUCAUGAACCACCGGACAAGGGUGGACUGGAUGUUCCUGUGGAAUUGUCUAAUGAGGUACAGCUACCUCAGGCUGGAGAAGAUUUGCCUCAAAUCCAGUCUCAAAAGUGUUCCUGGAUUUGGCUGGGCCAUGCAAGUUGCUGCCUUUAUCUUUAUUCAUAGGAAGUGGAAGGAUGAUAAGAGCCAUUUUGAAGACAUGGUUGACUAUUUCUGUGCCAUCCAUGAACCACUACAACUUCUCAUCUUUCCAGAAGGAACUGACCUCACAGAAAAUAACAAGGCUAGGAGUAACGAUUUUGCUGAGAAGAAUGGACUUCAGAAAUAUGAGUAUGUAUUACACCCAAGAACCACCGGCUUUACUUUUGUGGUGGACCGUCUAAGAGAACGUAAGAACCUCGAUGCUGUCCAUGACAUCACCGUGGCAUAUCCUUACAACAUUCCUCAAACCGAGAAGCACCUUCUGCUUGGAGACUUUCCCAAGGAGAUCCACUUCCAUGUCCAUAGGUAUCCAGUCGACACUCUUCCCACAUCCAAGGAGGACCUUCAGCUCUGGUGCCACAAGAGGUGGGAAGAAAAGGAAGAGAGGCUUCGGUCCUUCUACCAAGGAGAAAAAAACUUUCACUUUACUGGGCAGAGCACAGUUCCACCUUGCAAGUCUGAGCUCAGAGUCCUUGUGGUCAAGCUACUGUCCAUACUGUACUGGGCCCUGUUCUGCUCUGCAAUGUGCCUGCUUAUCUAUCUCUACAGCCCUGUUCGGUGGUAUUUUAUAAUUAGCAUUGUGUUCUUCGUGCUGCAGGAGAGAAUAUUUGGUGGACUGGAAAUCAUCGAACUUGCAUGUUACCGCUUUUUACACAAGCACCCACAUUUAAAUUCAAAGAAAAAUGAGUAAGACGGUGGCGUUCACUGUGAAAACCUAGGAUUGUCACGGGAAUGUCAUAGUCUUUGUAAACUGAGAUGAGUUUUGCAUGACUAUGUCAAAUGUUUCUACUGUCAUCAUUCUUUGUUAAAGACAUUUUGCACUUAAUUUUGUGGAGGAAAUAUUGCUAUGGUUUCUUUAAAAUCUCUGAAUGUAA
Messenger RNA from Rattus rattus (black rat), 2343 nucleotides. It is a transcript of the gene Lclat1, whose product is annotated as lysocardiolipin acyltransferase 1. Gene Ontology annotation, cellular component: endomembrane system. The transcript is spliced from 6 exons. The record is from RefSeq and is a predicted model, not a curated record. The coding region runs from base 903 to 2159 and encodes 418 amino acids. Gene Ontology annotation, molecular function: acyltransferase activity. Lineage: Eukaryota; Metazoa; Chordata; Mammalia; Rodentia; Muridae.